AGGAGAGAGGACACUCUCGUUUCGGGAUCCGUCCAAGUUGAACGCGUUUUCUGCGGAGAGAGGAUCGUCUCCCGCUCGUUAACGUAUGUAGUUUCUCUCUCCGUCUUUCUCUCCCCUCCAUUUCUCUCCUCUCUCUCUCUCUCUCUGCGUGCAGUUUCUCGUCGCGUAUAGUGUAGGUACGUCGCUUUCGCCGAACGAGUUCGUACCGUACCGUGCUUGCUGCGUGUUUCUCUCGCUUAUAUCUUCUUCGUUUCAUCCUUAGAUAAGAAAGUGUAGCCGAUCGAUCGUUGAGGAAGAGCUAGAAGAGGCGGAGGAGGAGGAGGAGAAAGAAGAAGAGAGGAAGUACGCACCCUGCCGGUCGAUUCGUUAGAAAAAUCGGGAGAUCGCGAGGAAGGCGCGAAGAGAGACGCUUCGAUUUUACCGGUGGUGCGCCAGUGACAUUUGGUACGGUGUUAUCGACGAAACAGACGUGGCAACGUUGCAUCGACUAACACUCUCGCACAUCAACGGGCACGCACACAUAUACGGAAAGCAGAAGGGGACUCGGAGCUGCCGAGCUGGCUGGCUGGCUGGCUGGCUAGCUAGCAGGCAGGCAGGCAGGCAGGCGAGCGAACGAACGAACGAGCGAGCGAGCGAUAGAGCGGGCAAGCGGCUUUCUUGUUCCGAGGACGGUGCUUCUGCUCACGCCGUCUUUCUUUUCUCUCUACCUCCAUUGCUCUUGCUUUUCUCUUCUUUCCUCUCCCCAUCGUGAUCGUUCAACCGUGCGCGCGCGCUCUAUCUCUCCUUUUCUCUCUACCGUUCUCCCUCUCUCCUUUCUUUCUUUCUAUCCCCACCACGUCUUGCUGUCUUCCUCUUCCCCCUACUUCUCUCUCUUUCUCUCUCCUUCUUUCUUACGCGGCAUCCUUUACGCAUCACUACCGUUCAGAACUUCUCCCUCCCUUUCCUUUACCUCAGGUUUCUCUCUCUCUCUCUCUCUCUUUUCCCCUACCCACACCAAAAGCGACUCGGGCGAGUCCAUUAGGCUUUCGAGGGGAGUUCGGCAGACUUCGGCUCUAGUCGGCCUCGAUCCACAGAAUGUGCUAGACGGUCCAAGUUGGACGCUCCAGUUUUCCGCACCCAUACUCGCCGUUCUGUGAUCACGGAUAUUGUCAAACGAUCUUUGAUCCAUCGUUCAAUGAUCCAUCGAUCGGUCAAUCUCCGAUAGACUCUCAAUUUUGCUGAUCCGUCUGAGACGCGUUCGGCCAGCGUAUAUCCAUGCGACGGCCAUGUUUGGUGUUUACGAGGCGAGGGAAAAUUGCUGACGUCACGAGCCCCGAUCUCGCCCGAAGGGAGCAGCAGCAGCAGCAGCAGCAGCAGCGGCGGCGGCGGCGCGACAACCGCGGCAGCGGUGGCGACAGCGCCAGUAACAGUAGCAGAUUACAAAUGAAACAAGUAAUAACGACAACGACAACGGGAGAAAGAACAAGACGAGACACACAAGUAUCGGAAUAAAAACGUUUUUACCGAUCGAAUCCAGAAUAAACAACGCAAGUCUUCGGCCGGUAGCUGCGAGAGACACUGCAAGGAGAUUCGGUGCACGGAAUAACGAAAGUUGUUGCGUCAAUCAAGAAAAAGACAAACGGGACUGAAAAACAAAAUAAUUUGAUGUCGAACUAUACAGGUGGAUCAUCGAAGUGACACGAGGAACUCGCGCGAGUUGAGAAGGCACGAUCUACCGCGUUAAAUUCGUUUCUCGAUGAGACGUGCGCGUAGGCCAUCCUCGCUCGUCUCCGCCGGUCUUACCGAAACUAUCGGACAUUUCGAAAAACAUCGGUCGCAGUGGCAGCACGCCGUUGUAAUAGCGGCUCAACCGUGAACUGUCGUUCGGCCGCCAUCACCAUUGCCGCCGCCGCCGCCACCACCACCACCACCGCCACUACGACCACCACCACCACCACCACCACCACCACCACCACUACCGCUCUCUCGGUAGUCGUGGUACACACGAUCGGUGCGAAAAACAUCGUGCGAUGCUGAAUAGUGCUCUCGUAGUAGUCGUGGUUGUACAGCGAGCGAAACGCGUCGAUACGUACUGCUUCUUACGUACGACGAUCGACCGUCGCGAGGAAGAAUGUUUUUAACACGUAAAAUGUUGUCGGAACCAUUUUAAAAGCCGCUUUCGUUACUCUCGAUUCUUUCCGUGCGUUAACGCGCAUUUGUUCGAAUCGCUCCAAUCGCAGCUUUUUCGUCGACCACGUUCGAUCCCCCCAGGAUAUCCUUAUGACUGUGAAAGAAACAAAUUUGGUGCGUCUCGAUGUCGCCAUCAUCAACGACAUUUUCCUCUUCGCCGUCGUCAUCGUCGUCGAGUAUUACGUACGACGGUAGCGAGAGAUCCCUACGAACGAUGAUGAUGAUGAUGAUGACGAUGACGAUGACGGUGAUUUAUUCGUUACGCGUGUGAAACUUCUUUGCGCGUAUACGUGUUUUCUGCUCAUUUUCGUGCACACGUGAAUCGGUGUGGAUACGUCUGCUUUUCUGUGUGCGUGGUUCUAUGGUACACGCGUGUUUCGCUGCAUACGAUCCGUGCGUUGCAGCGACACCAUUUUUUUUAGCGCAUUAGUGUCACCGGUGCGUAUGAUCGGCGAUCGUGGACGGUGUACAAAACCGUCGUCAAAGUGCAUCGCCUCUCCUCCGAGGACGAAGACGACGACACAGUGACUACGAACAGUACAUAAGUGUCAUGGAUCUCGGUGACAGGGUUUACGCCGCCGAGCGGAUCACGAAGAAAAGGGAAAGGCGGGGAAAAGUGGAGUAUUUUGUUAAGUGGAAAGGAUGGAGUAAAAAAUAUAACACAUGGGAACCCGAGGAAAAUAUUUUAGACGUGAGGCUGAUCGAAUUGUACGAGGAGAGUUUAAAAAGCGGAGACGUAUCUACGAGAAGGCCAAGGCGAAGGGAUACGAGAUACAAUGAGCAAGUAUUGGCCAAUCUCGUGGUUGUCGAAGAACCUGGUGGAGACGAAAGAGUGGGAGAAGAUAGUCAGGACGAGUCAACGACGGGUAGUACGUCUGCACCGCAUUUGAAUCACGUCGCACCGGACGAGGACACGUUACCCAGUUCGUUGGACGGACAAGAAUCUCCUACGCCACCCGAGCUAUUGGCAUCGACGUUUAGCGUCGACUCGGACAGUUCGAACAGUAGCGUUGAUAUAGCCUUACUUCCAAGGAGAGAACCAGCUGGUACCAAGAGAAAAGCCGAGGUUCUCAGCAAGGAGUCUGGAAAAAUCGGCGUUACGAUUACUACCAGCAGUCCGAGCAGUGGCAGCAGCGGUAGUCCGCCACCGAACAAAAUACCACGUUUGUUGCCGUUAAAAGGCAAUUCACCGUCGUCUUAUCACGGACACAAGGUAAACGGUAGAAGGCCGUCGUCCUCGAGCGUGAAAUCCACGCCCGAAGAACCAUUACCAGCAGUGCCAACGACAUUGGCCCCGCCGAUACAAGACAAGAAACGACCGGAAGCCGACGUACCUCAUGGUCCACCACCCUCUUUACCUCGUACUCCGUCAACCGCUUCUCUGUCUCCUCAAGUGGACACACCUCUGGAUCAGCCGGUGAAAAAGAGGCAUCUACCCGAACAAAAACAAGAAAAGACUAGCAAUUCCACGACGGUAGAUACGAACGGUCACAAAUCACCGAGUCCCACGGAUUCCUACACGAAUAACAAUAGGUUAACCGCGAUAGUCAAUGGCCAUCAUAGCCACGAUAAUAACGUUAAUAAUAACAAUAACAACAACAACAACAACAACAACAACAAUAAUAACAACGCGACGAGCAUUAAACAAACUGAAAUAACGAGGCCCGAGAUGUACGUUCCUUUGUCGAGUCCCGGUACGGAGUAUUGGCAUGCGAGAAAUCCGGUUGCCGAUCAAGUCUUCAUAACGGACGUCACCGUGAAUCUUAAAACGGUUACCAUUAGAGAGUGUAAGACGGAAAAGGGAUUUUUUCGCGAGAGAGAUCCCAAAAGCGACAUUUAUUAACCCGUUCUAUGAAAGAAAGAGAAGGGACGGAUACUCCCUUUGACUCGUUGUAUUAAAUCGCUGUAAAUACAUAAAUUAUUUUCACACAUCGAUUAUUAUGUGUCUGCGCAAAUCGUCGUCGACCUCGUCGUCGUCGUCGUCGAGCGAUUAAAAAAAAAAAAAACUUACUUUUUAACGAUUUAAUUGUAUAAACUCGCGGUUGCGUUGAGAGACGUUUAAUGAUAGAAAUGAAUAAAUCGAGAGACGUCGUAAUUUAUGCUUUCUCUUGCUUCUUCUUACGCUGCAACGAUCACGAAAAUAGUUCUUGUAAUUACGUUACUGUACAUUGAAUUUUUUUUCAUUUUCUUUGAAUUCUUGCAAAGAAACGCGAGCUACUAGUAGGAAGGUGUGUGUAUGAGAGUAUGUGUGAGCGUGUCCGUGAAACUGCGGUAUGAUGGUAAAUAUUAAUAAAUAUUCGUGUAACGCCAUUAUCGGUAAAAAAAGAAAAAAUAAAAACGACAUUGUGAUCGCACGACAAAUUUGCAGAGAGUAAAAAUAUUAAUGAAAUGAUGCGCACCGUCGAGUUAUUACGAUACAAUACGCACUACAGUGCAUGUUUUGAAACGCUUUAUAGAACUUAGCUGCUCUAAAAAUGAGAGAGAGAAAGAAAAAUAAGUAUAAUGUGCGUCGAAUGGUACACGAUUGUGUAUAAUUACUCGCAAUUAAUCUUUAUUUGCGUUUAAAAUUGGUUUUUCCAUAUAUUUUUUUUCUUUUUCUUUCUUUCCUUUUUCUUUUUUCUUUCUUUCUUUUUUCUUUUUCUUGAAAAACGCGCAAUUAAACUAAUUUAUGUCUUACGAGUACGAAAAUUUUUUUUCUUUUUUGUCUCUUCUUUCUUAUCUUUUUUUCUUUUUUUCAAUUUCUUUUGGUAAAACGUGUUCUCCGAAGGAAAUAAAUUUUAUAUCGUACAUGUUUUCGUCUUUUUGUCAUUUACGUUACAUUGUAUUAGUUGAUUCGCGUUUUGUAAUUUUUAAACGGACGUACUACGGAUAUACCGAAGAAAUACGUAUGUAGAUCUUGAAUCUGUUACGUUAACGUAAUAAGACUAUACAUACAUUCUUAGGGCAGAUUCCAUCGAGAAUACGUAAAAUCAGAUUAUGCGAUACCGUGAGAUCCGUUGCUUCUCUUUCUUUUUUUUUUUUUUUUUUUUAAUUAGCGAAGUUAGACCUGUGAAGUUUAGCUUCAGUGUAGAGAGCAGCAAAUAAACGUACGUCGAUGUUAUUUGCUGCCCGUCAGGCAUGCGUUACGCGUUAUUUUGAAUGUAAUCAUACAGUAAUACGUAGCGUGCGUAAAGUACGUAGGUAACGGCGUCGAUGGAGAAUCAAUCACGCGCUCAUGUGUAUUGCUAUAUUCGAAAUAUAUAUUCGCUGCAACCCACGUUUGGCGGACAACGAAAUUUCGUGCGUCAUUUGCCGCUCUUCUGCACUGGACCUGAAAGUUUAAUAAGUUUAUCAUAACAGCCAAUGCAUUUGUUUUAAUGACAAGUUUCUUGUUUUGAAUGAAUUCGAACGAAACUUAUAUAACUUUACGUUUAAAUGUCUAUUUGUAUUAAAAAAUAUUAUAUAUAUAUAUAUAUAUGCAUAUAUAUAUAUA
Vespula vulgaris is the source of this 5641-nucleotide messenger RNA. RefSeq names its product polycomb group protein Pc-like. The record is from RefSeq and is a predicted model, not a curated record. NCBI's taxonomy places the organism in Eukaryota, Metazoa, Arthropoda, Insecta, Hymenoptera, Vespidae. Bases 2720 to 4012 code for a protein of 430 amino acids. The transcript has 6 exons.